ACGUUAUGGCCAGAUAUCAGAGAAGCGUCCACUGCCUUGGCGGAAUCGGGUUCCUAGUGGUCCUCUUCAUCGAUCAGUUGGUCAGCGGCCAGUUCGUUCCGGGCCCGAAUUCUGGGACUCCCCGUCAGCAGAGAUCCCUCUUCGGUCCAGGGCCUCCGCCGGGAUGGAGCAGUGGUGGCCUCAGCCACGGAUGGAACGGUCCCAGUUUCGAAUUCAGUCACCUGCCGCCAUCUUCCAGCCCGCAUGUGACCAAGGACGAGCUGCUGGCCCUGCUGGCUGCCUGGAAAGAUGUGGCUGUGCAGCCUACGACUGCGGCGCCGGAACCAGAGCCCGAGGAGCCGGAACCCGAGCCAGAGACCACAGCAGCCCCGCCGCCCGAGGAUCAGGAUGAACAGGAGCCGGAACCGCCGGCACCAGAGGCACCAGCUGGCCCCCCUCCCGGUGUUCCCGUCACCGUGUCCCUGCCCGCCCUAGUGCCCAUUCAACUGGCGGCCAUGUGGCAGCAGCCGGCGCCAGGAGCAGCGGCCGGUGGACUGGGUCCCUUGGGGCUGGGAGGACUGGGUAUAGGGGGUGGGAUCGCCUUGAACAAUCUGGGCGGCGGUGCGGCGGCAGCAGGAGCUGCUGCAGGUAGCGGCGGAGGAGCAGCGGCCGCCGGAGCCGCCGCAGCGGCAAGAUCAGGAGUGGCACGUCCCAGAGCUCGAGCAAGGAUCGGAGGACGCGCAUCUAACGUCCAGCCUGCCAUUCGCUUCCCGGUGGCCAACCCGCGCAGCUUCACCUCAAACAACUAUGUGGCUCCCAGGCCGCGCUACUAUCGCGAUACGGAGACAAUGCGCAUCAAUGUAAUGGCAUCUCCACCUUAUCAAAUGGCCAACGUUCAAGGGCCGGUUCAGCUUGUGCCUGCCUACUGGCAAUAG
Messenger RNA from Drosophila biarmipes, 914 nucleotides. RefSeq lists its product as uncharacterized. The coding region runs from base 6 to 914 and encodes 302 amino acids. Lineage: Eukaryota; Metazoa; Arthropoda; Insecta; Diptera; Drosophilidae. The transcript is spliced from 2 exons. The record is from RefSeq and is a predicted model, not a curated record.